AUGGCGGAGAGCAUUUGCUUGACUUUCGUGUCAAAAUGCUGCCAGCGUACUUAUGACUCUGUGCGGUACGAGCCUUUGAGCGCUGUCGUCCUGUCAGAGGGCCUCAAGAUGCUCAUCUCCCUCGCCGUCGCCGCACAUGGCUUUUUCAGCAAUACCGAGGAUAGCGCCGCACAUUCUCCCGAUUUCCUGAGCCACGUGCUGGCCGGUCACGACAGCUCCGCUGUGCCAGCCUUUUUGUACACGCUCUCAGCCACGAGCCAGAGCCUCGGAGCAUACCACCUCGACAUCCUGCCGUACCUGAUGCUCUCGCAGGUCAAGCUCAUCCUCACGCCGGUGUUCAGCAGGGCGUUUCUCAAGCAGACCCUGCAGCCGCACCAGUGGCUGUGCCUGGUCGUCAUGACGACGGGCAUGGUGUUGGUGCAGGUUGGCUGUGCAGCGCGUUCUUUUGGCGCGCCUCGCGCGGAUGAUGCAGGGAAAGACAUGAUCUUCGGAAUUGUCGCGAUGCUAGUUGCAGGAUUCUGCAGUGCCUUUGCUGGUGUGUACAUGGAGGCCGUCCUCAAGACCUCAGAAAAUAGCUUCAUGGUUCGAAACGCCCAGCUGGCAGGAUAUACUUGCCUGUGUGCUCUCGGCGGACUGAUGUGGCAGUCGGAUCUGGGGAUGGAAGGGAGCUUCCGCGGUUAUACCGUUUUGGUCUGGGCCUUGGUCCUGUUGCAAGCCGUUGGCGGAUUCCUGGUGUCGUGGGCAGUUCGCAUAGCGAGCACUAUUGCCAAAAACUAUGCCCAGAGCUUGGGGUUUCUGGCAGCCUUGACAAUCCCACUCGUCUUGUCGCCUCACGCAUUAAGUACUGAGCUAUAUUGUGGCAUCGCAUUGGUCCUGGGAGGUGUCUUUGGGUCGUUGUGGAAGAAAGAAGCGCCUAUCAAUCCUGCAGAACGGCUGGAGAAGGACGAAAAGCCCAAAGAUGCAUCAAUGGUAUGA
Messenger RNA from Diaporthe citri, 975 nucleotides. RefSeq lists its product as uncharacterized. Gene Ontology annotation, biological process: pyrimidine nucleotide-sugar transmembrane transport. Gene Ontology annotation, cellular component: Golgi membrane. Gene Ontology annotation, molecular function: UDP-galactose transmembrane transporter activity. Bases 1 to 975 code for a protein of 324 amino acids. The transcript is spliced from 4 exons. The record is from RefSeq and is a predicted model, not a curated record. Lineage: Eukaryota; Fungi; Ascomycota; Sordariomycetes; Diaporthales; Diaporthaceae.